Molecule: messenger RNA, 372 nt
Organism: Spodoptera littoralis (African cotton leafworm)
Lineage: Eukaryota; Metazoa; Arthropoda; Insecta; Lepidoptera; Noctuidae
Source: the annotation of a GenBank genome assembly
AUGGCGAAAAUGGCAUUUCAACACCAGGCUGGAACAGCUAUGGAGUGUCUUAGUAUACCUAUAACACUCCAGAAGGAAGCUGGUGUUGACUCAGAAGGAAGAGAAGUUAUGAAAUGUGGUUUUAAAAUUGGCGGUGGAAUUGACCAAGAUUUUCGCAAAAGUCCACAGGGAUACACUGAUAAUGGUAUCUAUGUAACAGAAGUACAUGAAGGAAGCCCUGCAGCAAAAUCUGGAUUGAGAAUGCAUGACAAAAUACUGCAGUGCAACGGCUAUGACUUCACGAUGGUAACACAUAAAAAAGCAGUAAGCUAUAUAAAGAAACAUCCAAUCUUGAACCUAUUAGUGGCAAGGAAAGGUGUUACAUCUACAUAA